Molecule: messenger RNA, 523 nt
Organism: Rhododendron vialii
Lineage: Eukaryota; Viridiplantae; Streptophyta; Magnoliopsida; Ericales; Ericaceae
Product: small polypeptide DEVIL 4-like
Exons: 1
Coding region: 121-261 (46 amino acids)
Biological process (GO): negative regulation of cell population proliferation
Source: RefSeq, a predicted model, not a curated record
CAAUUUUCCUUCAAGCCUCAACAGCUCAACUCAAUUCAAUUCAAUUCAAUACCAUCCAAAUUCAGAACGCCUUCAAUCUUACAUUCUCUCUCUCUACUCUCUCUCCUAGACAGCAAGAAGAUGAAGAUGAGCAGCAGCAACAUGGGAGGGUCAAAGAGGAAGAUAUCAAGCAAAGGACUAGGAGGACUCCUUAAAGAACAAAAGACUAGGCUCUACAUCAUCAGGCGAUGUGUGGUCAUGCUUCUUCGCUGUCACGAUUAAUCCGCUUCGUCAUCAAUAGUGGCUGCGAUGAAUGCGAUAUUUUGUUUUUAUUUAUUUAUUUGUUAGGAGUGUAAAUAGCAUCGACUGAUAUUAGUUAGAGAAUUAUAGACCCUGGAGAGUAACAAUUUUAGGUCCAAUUGGCCUUUUGGGCGAGUAACAUUUUUUUGUCCAAUUGACCUAUUGAGCUUCUUGGAAAUCAGAUAGCUUUGUAACAAUAUUAGUUUUUUCGUAUUGGUAUUGCGAUGCAUUUUUGGCUAUUGAA